AUGAGCACGGACCCACAAGUUUUCUUUGAGACGGUACCACAACAACAAGAGCAAGAUAUCUCGUACCCAACCUACGAACAAGUCAACAACGAUGGAGUUCAAGAUGAUCAACAAGACUCUUUCCCAACACUUCCUGCUUCUCAGCCUCAUCAAGUCCAGAAUCCAGUUGUAGAUUCUGAUGAGCCUACUUUCAUAUUCUCUGUGAGCGAGCCUGAGAAAGUAAGCACAGGAAAGACCUUUGAAUUGUCCUAUUGGAUGUACAAGAUCACUGUGGAUACCAAACUUGACCAAUACAAACAACCAACUUUGAUUUGUCAUAGACGAUAUAAUGACUUUGUUUGGUUUAGAGAGUUGUUGGUUUCCAACUAUACUGGAAUUGUUAUUCCACCAUUACCAGAGAAGAGUAUUCUCGCAUCUGUAGAAAAAAUCUUUUCUUCAGUAGACACCAAUUCUCUUCUAGAGUACAGACAACGUGCCUUGACCAAGUUUUUGACUCGAGUUGGUGAACAUCCUGUUUUGCAAACAUCUAUGGAACUUCAGCAAUUUCUCGAGUCAUCUGAAGAGGAAUUUAACGUAUUAAAGAAUACCAAGACCAAGUCUUCAAAGAGUGGUGGAUCAUCAUUUUCACUUUUUAAAACUAAAAGCGCUACACCUGAACCCGAGUGGAUUACAAAUCACAGAAAGUUUAUUGACAAGUUAGAAAGUGCACUGAAAGAAUUAAGACAGAAAUUGCAAACCAUGAUUACAAGAAGAAAAGAAAUGGCAUCUGCCUUUUUGGAGUAUGGAAAAGCAUUCAUGACCGUCGGUAAUAUUGAAAAGGAAUAUGAUUCAGCAAAUUCAUUGGCUAAAAAUCUUCUAGAUGUUGGUCAAUCUGCUGAACAAUUGAGUAAGGUCACUGAUGACCAAGCUCAAAAAGAAACAAUGCAAGUUAUUGAGACAUUGACUUAUUAUUUGGGAAUGUGUGAAUCCAUUAAGCACACUGUAUCUCAAGUUGAGGAUCUCAGAAAUGAGAAGGAUAGUGCUCAAGCUCAUUUAAUUUCUCUUCAACAAGCAAAAGAAAAACCAAAUUUGAAAGAAGAUAAGAGACAACAAUUGGAGGCUCAAAUCGAGCAAGGUCAAACCAACUUGAAAAACAAGACUGACAAACUUGAGUCAUCCGAAGCUUCAUUCAAGAAUGAUUUGGAGCGUUUUGACUUGGAAAGAAAGAUUGAUUUUAGUUGCAUGUUACAAAGCUUCCUCAAUUUACAAAUCGAAUAUAAUCAAAAGUUACAUGAAUGUUGGUCUGAUAGAAUCCCACAAGUCAAUGCCUCUAUUUAUGAAGAAUAA
Naegleria lovaniensis is the source of this 1326-nucleotide messenger RNA. RefSeq lists its product as uncharacterized. The transcript has 3 exons. Bases 1 to 1326 code for a protein of 441 amino acids. Gene Ontology annotation, cellular component: endosome. Gene Ontology annotation, molecular function: phosphatidylinositol binding. Lineage: Eukaryota; Heterolobosea; Eutetramitea; Acrasida; Naegleriidae. The record is from RefSeq and is a predicted model, not a curated record.